Molecule: messenger RNA, 730 nt
Organism: Pectinophora gossypiella (pink bollworm)
Lineage: Eukaryota; Metazoa; Arthropoda; Insecta; Lepidoptera; Gelechiidae
Exons: 2
Coding region: 55-450 (131 amino acids)
Source: RefSeq, a predicted model, not a curated record
UUUGGCACUCAGUUGGGAUGUGAGGCGGCUAUUCACGCGACACGCACAUUCGCAAUGGACCCAGCCAAUGAAAGUUGCGUUAUUGUUAAGCUGGAUGUGCGAAACGCAUUCAAUACCAUAGAAAGAGACGUACUUUUGGGCGAAGUGCGCGAGCAGAUUCCUUCCCUAUAUCCUUUUCUUUUUCAAGUUUACCAAUCUCCUUCUAAUCUGUUUUAUGAUGGAUCUCUUAUUCUUUCCCAGGUGGGAGCCCAGCAGGGGGACCCGCUUGGGCCGCUCGCUUUCAGUCUAGCAAUCCACAAAGUUAUUUCGGAGUUAGAGUCACCGCUAAAUAUAUGGUACUUGGAUGACGGCACUGUAGGAGGAAAUCCCGAAGUAGUGGAGCGGGACCUUAGUAAACUCUUGCCGCGGUUUGCGGAGGUGGGGCUGGAAGUGAGCGCGUCCAAAUGGUGAACAUCCCCUUUGCGGAAGACGCUUUGUCGGUUUGGACGACUUCCAAUCCGUCUGUGCCUGUUCCGGCUCAUCCAUGCAGGCAGAGAGCUUGGGAUGAUGUCGGAGCUCGGCAUGUUUUGCAGGAGCUGGUAAGUGACUGUGUGGGGGAGGAUGCAGCCAGGUUAAAGGCAGUUUCACAGCCGGAGGCCGGUGCAUGGCUUCAUGCACUACCAUCUCCGCACAUGGGAACUUUUCUCGAUAGCGACUCGGUUCGUGUGGCGGUUGCUCUUCGCCUGGGCUG